Peniophora sp. CBMAI 1063 is the source of this 1671-nucleotide messenger RNA. NCBI's taxonomy places the organism in Eukaryota, Fungi, Basidiomycota, Agaricomycetes, Russulales, Peniophoraceae. The record is from the annotation of a GenBank genome assembly.
AUGUCUUCCGCGCAGACAGAUCGUUCCAGCGGAUCGAGUUCCCCUACUCGCCCGCUAGCACGAGGUCAGGCUUGUAUGCCUUGCAGAUGGCGCAAAGUUCGAUGCGACGGUGUCCGACCGACAUGCAAUCAGUGCGCAAAAGCGGAUCCUGCGCGAGAAUGUAAUUACCACGACGCAAGCACGUCUCACGCCUCGAACUUGCAGAAGACGGUAACCCAGCUCGAGGCUCGCGUCCGGCAAUUAGAACAGGAAGGACCUUCUACUGGCUCUUCCGCCGUAUUCUUGCGCGAUCCAUACUCAGAUUCCCCGCUACAAGGGAGCCCCAUAUCGCCGUUCUCCAGGUCACCGUCUGUCGGUAUCGCCUUUGGCGAAUGGCCCUCUCCCAAUACCUGCGCACUCCUCACCGACACCUUCUUUCAGCAUGUUCAGUGUCUUCCCUGGUUCCUUCACGAAGGCAGAUAUCGCCAAGCAUCGACGUUACCUGAGGGAGGUCUUGGGCGUCCAAUCGCCGCUCUCGAGGCCACUGUUCUCUUGUGGGGAAGCAUCAUAUACUUAAGGUCCCAAGGCUUACCAGUCGUGGAUGCUGGAUUUCUACUUGACCAGGCGUCCUCGCAAGUCGGAGUAGCGAAUGCCGCUGGACCGCAAGCCAUUCAAGUCAUACAGGCCUGCCUUCUGCUGGCCGAUUACCUUCUUGACAGCAGUCGAGUACUCGAAGGCCGUGCCCAACUCUCGGCAGCUACAUCUCUCGCUUUCCGUUUGAGACUGCACAAGAUUCGUAGUGGCCAGGAACUGUCGCCACGCAUAUCGUUCUUGGACCCAAUCACGAUGGCACUCCCAGAACCUCAAGAUACUGUCGAGGAGGGCGAGCGUAUUCGUGCCUUCUGGUCUGUCUUCAGCUUUUCUCGGAUGCAAGCGGUCGUCUUCGCGCACCAUAGUCUCUUGUUGGAUUCGGAAGAGGAAGAGAGACGGGUUGACACUCCGUGGCCUCUGGAUAUGAGCAUGUAUGAGCAUGGUCAGAUGCCUCCAAAUCUGAGAUCUACAGAUACACUACGCAGGUUCCUUGAAGGCGUCGGUAGCGGUUGGCCCUGGGACAACGAUAUACUCACCAUACUCGCCAAGGCGAGCGCACUAUUCCAGCGCACAGCCAACAUCGCCGCCGUCUCCCUCCGCGACGCGACUACCAUCAACUUGGCAACAUCUCUUGAACAGAUAAGAGCGCUAGACCAAAGAGUCGAUGAACUGGAGACCCAACUUGCUCCACUCACCGCUGGUCCUACGGGGAAGCUUCACCUCGCACGUAGCCUUGUGCUCGCCAGCAGGCUCCAGCUUCACUCGGUCUUCUCAGAGCAAUGCCCGGUGUCUCGAGUAAGGUGCCUGGCCGCCGCGCGUGCCAUCUGGGAGACAUCGACUGCUGCUGGAGUGGACACGUUCGUCUACUUGGACACGGUGAUUGGGUGGAUCUGGGCUACUGCUUGUAGGGUCAUCAUGAACGAGAUCGUCCAACUUCGCGCGCAGGACACAGGACUACAGGGGAUCGAUAUGGCAACUGAGCCAGGGCUCAUGCAGGUACUGGACGGCAUCUUUGCACUCAUGACGGCCAUUGCUGCGAGAUCAAGCUCUAUGAACUAUCAACUCUCCCGGGUAGAACAGGAGCGCAUCGUGCUUGGUUAA